Ambispora gerdemannii is the source of this 387-nucleotide messenger RNA. The record is from the annotation of a GenBank genome assembly. Lineage: Eukaryota; Fungi; Glomeromycota; Glomeromycetes; Archaeosporales; Ambisporaceae.
AUGGGUUAUACGAAAAGAAUGAUUUUAGAAUCAGAUUUUGUAACUUCAGUUAAACUGGUUCGAUUAUUUAAUAUCCCUAGACUCUUUCCAUCCUUACUUGUCACCACCACUACGACUCCAAUGUCAUUCAGCCUACAGAUAGUCACACCUUCUGGUCACCCUGUAGGCACUAACAAGAUCAUUGGCGUAACCCUCCUUGGGAAAGCUGGCUCACUUCAGUGGUGGACCGGUAGUUAUAUGGACUUGCAUGAAGUACAUCGAUCAGCAAAAAUGGUCCUUAUUGAUUUUGAUGAUGCGUGUCGAUCUCCUUCAGCCACUGCAUACACAGCAAUGGCUAUGGAAAGUCAUGCACCCGAGAUACCUCUGGUGCUCACGAUAAGAGUGUGA